AGUAGUUGUUUUGUUUCAUUUAUCGUAGGUAGCUUCUAUGAAAUUAUUUCGUGGUAGUGAUAUAAUAUUGUGUCUAAGUGUUUGCUAUUGUGUCAGUGAUUAAUCUGUCAAUACUUGUGUCAUUAUUUAAAAUUAUCAGUACAAAUCUCACAACCACGACUUCAAUACUUCUGAAGCCUUACACAUGUUGGUUAACCUGAGUGUUUGUAGCAUUUAACGAGUUGGCGCGAUUAUGGGUGAAAACAAGUGUGAAUUUUCUCACGCAGUAUUCGUAAACAAUCCGAUUCAAUUCCGGUCUUACGUCCAUAAAUAUGUGGAAGUGGAAACCAUCGAAGGCGACGUACAUAAAGGAACACUGUAUACCAUUGAUCCUGUUUCCGAGAGCGUUGUUCUCGUAAAUAAAAAUGAAGACAAACUGAGUAUGGAUAUCAUAAUGGGACAUGCUGUUAAGUCUUUGCAAAUGAAAAAAAGUUGUGAGGAAGCACCAGUUGACGUGUUCUUAAAGAAGGAUGAAGAAAUGCCAUCAGGUGAAAUCGAGCGACGUAAGGGAAGAUUGGCCGGUUGGUUGGAAAAGAACAGGACACCAGUAGAAGAAGACGGCCAGAUUUUACGAAUUGGGAGUGUUGUAGAAAUACACCCACCAUAUGGAGUGCAUAACUGUUUAAGCAGUAAUGAAAUUAUAUUGGACCGCAUACAGAAACUGAUGUUAUCGAUGCCAGAUAAUUACGAUCUGGCAACAUGAACGCUCUUUUUAGUAUGAACAGCGAAACGUGUAAAAGAUGAGACAUUGUCAUUAAAUUAUUUUUACUGUAGACUGUGAAAGAGAUUUUAAAAUAUGUGUUUAUUCAAUGUUCUAAUGUCUCAAGUUUUGAAGUAACUUCACUGAGGUGCAAUACUUGUAGCCCCAGUGUGGUUCUUGAUAUUACUGUACGCAUGCUGUUAGAAAAGUCUGAAUAUGCUCAGCCAUUGUAACUUGUUGGCAAUUACUCUUUGGUUAAUACUCACAGUGAAUACACACAAUUUGGAUUGUGCAAUGUUAACAUGUUGAUUGCCAUAUGCAUAGUGAUGAAUGUUUCAUUGGCAAGCCACUGCACCUAGUGUAAGGUCUGUUGGCAGCAUUGUGGCAGUCGACUUGUUCUAAUCUUCAGUGUUCUUUUGUUGCACUACAUUUCAAAAGCUGCUAUUCUUUUCUGUCUAUUAUGUUUAUCAUCCAUGUCUCGCUUCCGUACAUAUGGAUAUUUUAGCCCUGUUUGCAGGAGACAUCUUUAGGGACAAGCUAUCAAAAUUUAUGUAACUUAUCAGAGAUGCACUAGCAUCACAUGAUCAGUAAUAAUACCCUGCGUACAGCUCAUAAUGGCCUAUAAAGCUGGAAAGCUGGGACCUUUUGAGUUUUUUCCACUGUACAGUGUUUCUCUGUAGAUAUCUCCCGCAGAGUGUGAAAUGUCAGUAAAUAGUAUCUUACAUCAACCGCAGCCUCUGAACCCAAAAGCCUACGCACAAGUAUUAAUUAGUCUUGUCAUUGUUGUAUGGAGGUAGAAAUAAAUAGUUUGCUUUGUUACUGUUCAA
This is a messenger RNA of Schistocerca gregaria, 1566 nucleotides long. RefSeq names its product gem-associated protein 6-like. Gene Ontology annotation, cellular component: SMN complex; nucleus. Gene Ontology annotation, biological process: spliceosomal complex assembly; spliceosomal snRNP assembly. Lineage: Eukaryota; Metazoa; Arthropoda; Insecta; Orthoptera; Acrididae. The record is from RefSeq and is a predicted model, not a curated record. The transcript is spliced from 2 exons. The coding region runs from base 233 to 742 and encodes 169 amino acids.